This is a messenger RNA of Clonostachys rhizophaga, 1101 nucleotides long. NCBI's taxonomy places the organism in Eukaryota, Fungi, Ascomycota, Sordariomycetes, Hypocreales, Bionectriaceae. The record is from the annotation of a GenBank genome assembly.
AUGCGGUUCAUAUCCUCCCUCGUUGCUGCCAGUGCUAUCCUGGCAGAGGUUGUUGCAGGUGCCAAAGUCCCCAGGGCUUUCGGUGUCCCAUCGGAUGAUGGAUUCCCCAAUCCGAGCCCUCAGCAGAUUCUCGACAUCUCUCAGCGUGCCAGGGGAAGACUUCCGGAUGGAGCCACUCCCAGUUCAUUGCCGGCCGGCACCAUCACGACACUCCAGCUCAUUGCUUUCAACGAGUUGUUUGAGACCGCCUUCUUCUCUUCGUUGAUUAGCAACAUUACCAAUGGUGUUGACGGCUAUAAAGAUGCCCCCAAUGGUGCUGUUGAAAUUCUGACUGCUGUACUAGCGCAAGAGGAGCUACAUGCUCUGGGAGCGGUUUCUAUCCUUAAAACUGCAGGGGCAUUUGCCCCCUCUCCAUGCCAGUACCAGUUCCCAGUCGCCAAGCUCGGGGACGCCGUCGCUCUGGCGGAAACCUUCACUGCUGUCGUGCUGGGCGCGUUACAAGGAGCUGGUAAGCAGUUCGCUGUUGACGGUGUCUCCGAUUUUGUUCAGUUGAUCUCGUCUGUUAUCGGCCAGGAGGGUGAGCAGAAUGGCUUCUACCGCCUCCUCCUCAACAGAAUACCCUCAGAAAAGCCCUUCCUUUCCUUCGUUCCCGCUCCCUUCGCAUUUAGUGCGCUUCAGCUCUUCGUUGUCCCUGGUUCAUGCCCCUUCCCCCUCAGCAACAUCAACCUGCCCAUCUUCCCGGCGCUGGCAACCAACGGAGGACCUGUGGCCGUCAUCCAGCCAAAUGAUCAGACGCUCUCAUUUUCAGCGGAUCUGUCCACUUCUGAGGCUGCUAAGCCGUACAUCGGAGGUGACGGAAGCGGUCUCUACCUGACCUACACCACCGGACAGCAGCAGCCCUUCUCGGUCAGCAUCACCAACGUCCAAUGGAACAAUGGAAUCCUUUCUUUCGAUGCCCCCUUCCCUUACAGCGCAAAUCAGAUGGAUGGAUUCAGCCAUGGCGCGCUCACAACCACCAACAACCCUUCUAGCUUCGAUGCUCUGGUACAGAGUACACUGGCCGCCCCAGCUGUGAUCCAGGUCAACAACAACAUCAUUUAG